Molecule: messenger RNA, 618 nt
Organism: Fulvia fulva
Lineage: Eukaryota; Fungi; Ascomycota; Dothideomycetes; Mycosphaerellales; Mycosphaerellaceae
Exons: 2
Coding region: 1-618 (205 amino acids)
Source: RefSeq, a predicted model, not a curated record
AUGCGGUUCUCCUACAUAUCUAGACCCGAGUUGCUGGACAUGCCUGGCUACGAGGCACGAGAAGAAGAUGAUCGUGUACUGACACAACUACUGCUUGACAUUAUGAUGGUCGACGACAGUAAAGGCAUGAUGGGUCGGGAGAAUCUGGACGAUCGCGGCUCUCUUCCAGACAUGCAAGACGAGCUGGCCAGGUGCGCCAGAGAGCUUUGGAAGUCUGGCACAGUUAGCGUGCAUACCGUCUUUGCUUCCAGAGUGGCGCUCGAUAUUCUCAGCAUCUGUGGCAAGAGUGACCAGCCAGCUUUCCAUCGCGAUGUUAUAGAGGCGGCCAGGUUUGCUCACAGUACUAUAGGCUUCGAAGUCGAAGCCAAUGGCGUACUCAGCACAGGAGACACCCGCUGGCCGCAGAAGGAUUCACAUCAGCUAUUGCCUCUGUACCAGCUGAUAGAUAUGCACAUCUUGAAGCCGACUUACCCGAUGCUCAAAGACAUGCUCAUGAACAUGCACGAGAAAGAUCCUGGACAGCACUUUAGUGGUAACAUAGACGACAUGCCACCCGAGAUCCAAGCGGCGGUGCGUCAGAGCAUGAUCGCUAAAGGCAUAGACCCCUCGCGGAAGUAA